AUGAAAAGAGAGCGAUCAUCCGAAAGAAAGAGCAAGAGCCACAGCAUAGAUGUCUCCUCCAGUCAUUCCAAUGACAGACAGUGGUAUGAUGUGUUGCUAGAACUCCACAUCAAGUCUAGUCAACAGCCAUCUUUUGUCUCCUUCCGUCAUGCAUGGAAAGAGCACAUGAAUGACUAUUACCAAUUGACAAGUGCAAUCAACAAGUCAGAAGACAGAAGGGAGUUGCCUACAGUCCCACAACCCACCCACACGAUUGAGUGGCUAGCUCGCACCAGUUUCAGACAUCGCCCUGUGCGUCUCAAUGUGCCUCAUGUACAACAAAGGAAGCACACUGUGCCACAACAAAGGAAGCACAAGGUUGCUAGGAGACGUUGUGUGCAGCAUUCGCAGCUUGACACCUCCUUCAUUGUCUACUGAAGGAGCAACUCUUGUCAGAAAAGCUUUAUGCUGAAUGGUGACAAUGGUGAAAAUGGAGAAUGUUUUGGCCAUGUGUACUUGUGUGUAAAAAGUUUCAAAAAGACUUGUCUUGUGAGGAAACUCACAGUGCUCUCAUG
Messenger RNA from Magallana angulata, 554 nucleotides. RefSeq lists its product as uncharacterized. The coding region runs from base 1 to 417 and encodes 138 amino acids. The record is from RefSeq and is a predicted model, not a curated record. The transcript has 6 exons. Lineage: Eukaryota; Metazoa; Mollusca; Bivalvia; Ostreida; Ostreidae.